Molecule: messenger RNA, 1383 nt
Organism: Nanorana parkeri
Lineage: Eukaryota; Metazoa; Chordata; Amphibia; Anura; Dicroglossidae
Product: general transcription factor IIH subunit 2
Exons: 15
Coding region: 35-1222 (395 amino acids)
Biological process (GO): DNA-templated transcription; regulation of transcription by RNA polymerase II; nucleotide-excision repair
Cellular component (GO): transcription factor TFIIH core complex; transcription factor TFIIH holo complex
Molecular function (GO): zinc ion binding
Source: RefSeq, a predicted model, not a curated record
CAGUAAAGCAUAAUAAAAUUCAGAACACUUAAAGAUGGAUGAAGAACCAGAAAGAACCAAGCGGUGGGAAGGUGGCUAUGAAAGAACAUGGGAGGUUCUCAAGGAGGACGAGUCAGGAUCCCUAAAAGCCACAAUAGAUGAAAUUUUAUUUAAAGAUAAAAGAAAAAGAGUUUUUGAGCAUCGUGGACAAGUUAGACUUGGAAUGAUGCGUCACUUGUAUGUGAUCAUUGAUGGGUCAAGAACAAUGGAAGAUCAUGAUCUGAAACCUAACAGGCUCGCAUGCACACUGAAAAUGUUGGAAUAUUUUGCGGAUGAAUAUUUUGAUCAAAACCCUAUAAGUCAGAUUGGCCUCAUUAUCACAAGAAAUAAACGAGCUGAGAAGCUAACAGAGCUUGCUGGUAAUCCCAGACAGCACAUAGCUGCCCUGAAGAAGGCUGUAGACAUGAGCUGCAGUGGCGAGCCAUCUCUUUACAACUCUCUCAACCUUGCUCUGCAGACACUGAAACACAUGCCUGGCCAUACCAGCCGUGAGAUCCUGGUGAUUUUUAGCAGCUUGACAACAUGUGAUCCAUCCAAUAUAUAUGAUAUGAUAAAGUGCCUGAAGGACAGUAAAAUCCGGGUAUCUGUCAUAGGUCUCUCUGCUGAGGUUCGGGUCUGCACUGUGCUCACUCGAGAAACUGGUGGCGUCUAUCAGAUCAUCCUGGAUGAGAGUCACUACAAGGAGCUCCUAAUGCAUCACAUCAGUCCACCUCCAGCAAAUAACAGUUCUGAAUGUUCUCUGAUACGGAUGGGCUUCCCUCAGCAUACAGUCGGUUUCCUGUCUGAUCAAGAUGCAAAGCCUUCUUUCAGUAUGGCGCACCUGGAUAGCACUAAUGAGCCCGGCCUGACUUUAGGAGGCUACUUCUGCCCACAGUGUAAAGCAAAGUACACUGAGCUCCCAGUGGAAUGCAAAGUCUGCCGCCUUACUUUAGUGUCUGCUCCGCACUUAGCACGGUCGUACCACCAUCUUUUCCCAUUAGAUGCUUUCAGGGAAGUUCCUCUUGCAGAAUAUAAAGGGAAAAAGUAUUGUCGAGGCUGUGAUGGAGAGAUAAAAGAUCUUCAGGUUUACAUUUGCAAGGUGUGUCAGUGUGUCUUCUGUGUGGACUGUGACCUGUUUAUUCAUGAUUCUCUGCAUUGUUGUCCUGGAUGCAUUCACGCACAGCCAAACCCUACCGUAGUAUGAUAUCACCAUCUCUAUGGAUCAAGUCACCUGCUUUUAAAGAAAAGCAAUAUGUGGACUGUGCCGAUUUCUGUCAAUGAAAAUAGACAUUAAUGCUUUAAGAUUGUGUAAUUAAUGGGUCAGUCCAACCAAAAGAGAUAUCUUAAGUAGAGGUGGAAAUGAAG